Molecule: messenger RNA, 4927 nt
Organism: Osmerus eperlanus (European smelt)
Lineage: Eukaryota; Metazoa; Chordata; Actinopteri; Osmeriformes; Osmeridae
Product: microtubule-actin cross-linking factor 1, isoforms 6/7-like
Exons: 20
Coding region: 1-2889 (962 amino acids)
Biological process (GO): wound healing; intermediate filament cytoskeleton organization
Cellular component (GO): cytoplasm; intermediate filament; membrane
Molecular function (GO): microtubule binding; calcium ion binding; structural molecule activity
Source: RefSeq, a predicted model, not a curated record
AUGUUACCCAUGGAGAUCCAGGACCUGCAGCAGUGGCUGGAGAACACAGACCUGAGACUGUCCUCCACAAAGACCGUUUGGGGCAUGCCUGACUUCCGCCCACGAGAGGCUCAACGCACACCUGGUAACCCCAACUCAAACCUGGAGCUCUGUAAUGAGAUGGAGUCAAAGUUCCACUCCUACACAGACCUGAGGAACGCCAUCCACAGGAUGCUGGGAGAACAGCGAGGUGUCUCGGGGCUCCAGUACCGAGCACAGACUCUGCAUCCCUGGAGCAGAAAUGGACCACCGUGUACAGCAAAGUACAGGAGCGCAAGGCCAGCUGGCGAGGGUCUGAGCCUGGCUAAGGAGUUCCACAGCACGGUGCAGGACCUGCUGACCAAGAUGACCCGCUGUGAGGACAGCAUCGGGGGACUGCCCACCCCGAGCUACGUCCUGGACACAGUCUGCUCCGAGCUCCAGGACCACAGGACCCUGGUGAGUGAGGUGAAUGCUUACGGAGAGAAGAAGGCAGCGGUGGAGAACGCUGGGUCCAGGCUGGCCGCGCUCAGCAGGAGGGAGGACUGCGACGUGGUCCACAACCUCAUCAUGACCGUGCAGGACCGCUACCGCAAGCUGCACCAGCGUGCCACGGAGAGGGGCCGCGUUCUGGAGGAGGUCAGGAAGAACGCCAAACAGUUCAGUGAGUCAUGGCGCCUCCUGGUGGACUGGAUGACUGAGGUGGAACAGACUCUGGACACUCACAAGGAGAUUGCCGUGUCUCACGAGGAGAUCAAACUGCAGCUGUCUGAGCAGAAGGAGUUCCAGAAGCUUCUGCGCUCCAAGCGUCCCAUGUACGAAGCCACGCUGAAGAGUGGGCGGAGCCUGCAUGAGCGCGCUCAGAGUGUGGAGGACUGCCAGCACCUGGAGAACCUCCUGGCUGAGCUACGAGACUCCUGGGAUACCAUCGCCGCCAAGUCCACAGAGAGGCAGCACAAGCUGGAGGAGGCUCUGCUCUUCUCAGGGAGGUUCACUGACGCUCUGCAGGCUCUGAAUGACUGGCUCUACCGAGCCGAACCCCAGCUGGACGAGGAUGUACCUGUUGGGGGGGACAAGGACCUGGUCAACAACCUCAUAGACAAACACAAGGUGUUCCAGAAGGAGCUGGGGAAGAGGGCGGGGUGCAUUAGGACCCUGAAGCGCUCAGUCAGGGACCUGACCAGGAGCAGCACAGCAGAUGCUCAUUGGCUGCAGGAGCAGAUGGAGGAGCUGGAGGUCCGGUGGGAGGCCGUGUGUAAGCUGUCGAUCUCCAGGCAGGCCAGGCUGGAGGCAGCCCUGCAACAGGCUGAGACAUUUGACGGCGUGGUCCACUCCUUCAUGGAGCGCCUGGCGGACACAGAGAGGGUGCUGAAGUGCGGGGUCAUUCCCGAGGGAGAGGAUGCUCUGCUGGCCUUCAGCAAACAACACGAGGAGUCUGUGUUGGACCUGCGCUCUCAGGAGGUGGACCUGGACAACAUCCAGGUUCUGGGAGAGCAGAUCCUCACCUGCUGCCACCCAGACUCCAUCAUCACCCUCAAGUCUUGGAUCAGCGUCACCAAGACUCGCUACGAAGAGGUGCAGUCUUGGGCCCAGCAGCAGGGCCAGAGGAUCCAGGCUGGCCUGGCUGCUCUGCAGGCCGAGAGGGAGGAGGUGCAGCGACUCCUGGAUUGGAUCUCUUCUGCAGAGGAGGCCCUCCUUCUCAGGGAGCAGGAGCCUCCUGCCGAGACGCUGGAGAUCAAUAUGGAGCUCAUCGCUCAGCACCUGAUCUUCACGGAAGAGAUGCACAGGAAAUUGCCGGAGGUUGAAAACGCCACUAAGUCCUGCAAACAGAAGUUGGUCCCCAAACAGCAGGGUUCCCCCAGCCGCAAACCACUGACAAAGAGGAGAAGCACCCUGAAGAUGCAGCCUACCCCCCCUCUUCCCCUGGAGCACCUGGACCCACAGACCCCCCUGCUGAGCCAGCUGGUCGGUCAGUGGCAGAAGCUGUGGCUUCUAGCUCAGAGCAGACAGAGCCACCUGGAUCAGCACCAGCAGAGACUCAGAGAGAUGGAGGAGUUUGCCAAUUUUGACUUCAAUAUGUGGCGCAAACGCUACAUGCAGUGGAUCAGCCACCUGAAGUCUCGCAUCCUAGACGUCUUCCGGACAAUUGACAGGGACCAGGACGGACGAAUCAGCCUGAAGGAGUUUAUCGACAAUGUCCUGGCCUCCAAAUUCCCCACCAACUCACUGGAAAUGAACGCUGUGGCAAACAUCUUCGACAUAAAUGGGGACGGCUUCAUUGACUACUAUGAGUUUGUUAGCGCCCUCCACCCCAGCAGGGACCCUUACAGGAGGACCCUAGAUGCAGACCAGAUAAACGAGGAGUUGAGUCGGCAGGUGUCUCAGUGUAACUGUCCCAAGAGGUUCCAGGUGGAGCAAAUCAGUGCCAAUCGCUACAGGUUUGGAGACUCCCAGCAACUUAGGAUGGUGCGCAUACUGCGUAGCACUCUGAUGGUGAGGGUGGGAGGAGGUUGGACAGCUCUGGACGAGUUCCUGGUUAAAAAUGAUCCCUGUAGAGUGAAGGGUCGCACAAACCUGAAGAUCAAGCAGAAGUAUUUGUCCCCGGACUCGUUCGACCGCGCUCGGAGAGGAAGCUCCUCCAAAGGCCUGGCCGUCAGCAGAUCCAACUCCAGCCUCAGUCUGUACAGCAGUGCCUCCGCACCCAGCAGCCCUCUCACACGCAAGGCACUGCUACGAAGAAGUUUCUCAGGUGACCGCUGCAUCCGCCCCAGGAGUUCCAUUGCAGCCCUGGGAUCAGACCUGCAGUUCUCCAGUGUAGGAGACGAUGACUCUCUCUCUCCAUCAGAAGAAGCUGAGAAACUGCCCUCAUGAUCCAACGCUGCCUGCUAGCACCAUGCUAAUGCAGUCAAGAGCCUCCGUUAGCAUCCAGGGGCCCAACAACAACCAUGGACACAUGCAGAGAAAGAGAAGGGGCGGCCAAUUGCAAAGUCUCACUUCCGAAUUCUACAGGAUAUUCAGAGAUGAUACUGGAGAUGUUAGGUCACCUAUGUUUCUCCAUCUGGUAUUUUCCUGGUCUGUGGUCUGUGGAGGUUGAACCACCUCCUGAGCAGAUCCCUUCCUCUUUCUUAUAGUAGAUUUAGUCACCUCUGUCAUCAUUCAGAAUGCAUUUGAGAUUGUUUUUAUUUUUGUAACUUUUUACUGUGUACUCUGAUGGCUUGUAUUAGAAGAGGGUAGGCAGGAGCGUAGAUGUGCAUGGAUACAUAUUGCAUGAUAUCUUGGUUCCAGCCCAGAUAAAUACUGUAACUUUCAUUCAAUUACUUAGUUGGCCUACUGCAGUCACACUGUCAGAUGACACCCAACCAUUUUCCCAGAUGAGCAGGUGCAAUUAUUCCGAUUUAGACUAUACAAAUCCAUGCCAUUUAUAUCCAAAACCAUGGGGAUACCCAAACCCUUUUCUACUUUAGUGAACUUUUCUUUGCUUUGGUUUCAUAACGGACAUGCUGUGUUGGCAGGGCCACAUUGUGCUUUUGUUGUUUAAACUCCAACCUUACCAGUAGACACCACACUGUCUGAGGAGUGUUCAAUGUAAGUAUUGUUUUAAAUGCUACUCUAUAUGACCCAUCUAUGCUUUGUGUGAACUUUCUGACAGAAUAGGUUCACAUUGUUCUGUUUCUCAGGUGUUGUUGACUUUUUAUUUCUGUGUUUAUGUGGAACAUAACUGUGAUGUGUAGAUGGGUUGGGAUUGUAUUUCUUCACAGAAAGGCUGAUAUGAGUAUCACUUUGUGAACUGUUUAUUUUUUCCCCGACUUGAGUGAACCACUGGAAGUGAGUACGCUUUGUAGGAGUGUUAUCACGUGUGCUGGUGAAGGAAAUCACGUAGUUUAAUAGGUGAAGAAGUGAAGAUAGUUUUUUUGCCGAGUAAUUGACCUGUUCUUCGGAUGGCCGUCUGGGAAGUGACAGCUGAUACACAAUUAUAGCUCUCCAAGAGGCAUUUCCCUUUUUCAAUUAAAAAAUGUUUGUCACCGCUUAAAUGUUUACAUACCUGACGUCUAUUGCCCUACUUACGGUGGGACUGCACACCACAUAGAGUAUCACCCCUAGCCAGGUCUGGACUGGGACUGAAAAACGGCCCGGGAAUUUGAAACGCAGACCGGCCCAAGACCGUGUAUUAUUAUUUUUUUUUUUUUGGGCAUUAAGCCGUGGCCGUUUGACCGGCCGUUCGGGAAAUCUCCCGACAGCCAGUCCGACACUGCCCCUAGCUACCACCCAUCUCAACUAGUCCAAUAAGAAUGUGUGUAACCACAUUGUAUAGGUACAGCAUUCACUCAGACUCUUUUUAACCCAAAGAAACCAUACACGAUGGUGAGAAUCUUCUGCAAACCUUCUCUCUGUCAUCAAUAAUUGAAUGUGACAUACGACAGCUCCAGGCAGGAAAGUGCGUUGUACCAGCCGACCUUCAGAGUGCCAGUGUUGCUAUCUCCUUUAGCCUCCUGUUACGUCUAGAAACCCAGUCAGUACCAUCACAAGAGAGGAAGAGGAGCACAUUUCUGAACUGCUACAUGUGUGAAAGGAAUCAAAAGCUCAGUGUGGGAAAGAAAGAGAGGUCUGAUGCAAUUCUGACCACUAUUAUUUUGUUUCCCACUUUAUAUGUCACCUCUGUUCAGAUGUACAGUAGAUCUGCGUUAAAUAGGGGCCUCAGUGUGACCAUCUUUGGGGGCAAUGUUGACAACUUGAAUCUUGCUGUACUGUUACACCCACUGUAGAGUCUCUUCUGCUAUGCACCCUAACCUUUCUGUACUGUAUAUAUAUCCGUUUCUAUAUCCAGCACUUGUUCUGAUGUCUAAUUUAGGGAAAACCGUAGAGUGUGGAAAGUCACUAAUGACGAUACGUCCAAUGUAAAAUAAAACUU